AUAAAAAAAUAUAUAUAUAGUGAAUUGGUGAUACGGUUACUGUGUUUAAACACGAUGACUAAAUUACUAGAUUAUUAUGUUUACCUUAAAAAUACAAACAUGGCUCUCUAAUCUUCAUCGUGACGCUUGUGUGGCAAAAAGAGGACUAUAUCUGUAAAUAUAAUUUUAUAAGCCCUUUUGUAAAAAAAAAUAAAUUUUGUAGGGGCCGUGCCGAAAAAAACCCUUAUCCUCAUAAUCCAUCAACGUACGCACUGGCGCCGAGUCAACGAACGAGCUACUAAAACGCCCGAACACUUAUUUCUAUGCGGGAACGACAUCCACCGUCCAUUUCCCCUCAGAAACCAUCUCGACUCUCGUUCCCAUUCUCCCGCGCACAAAAACUCCUAUGCGUGAACUAUAUAUAUAUACGGACGAAUCCAUUUCCCCUCUCCUUCUCCUCUUCCUCCUCCCCAAUUCCCCCUACCAAAUUAAAUCCCCAACAAUUACGAUCCAAAAUUCGUUGUUUUCUUCGAAUUAAUCACUAUUUUGAUCGUGUUUUUGGCGAAUAUCGGAACGUUUGCGUAGCUUUUUGGGCCGAAUUUGGGGAGAUUGAGCUUGCGAUUAGGUUUUAGGAUUAGGGUUUGAUUGGGGAUGGGGGUGGAUUACUACGACGUGUUAAGCGUGGAUCGGAGCGCGUCGGAUGAGGAUUUGAAGAGGGCGUAUCGGAGAUUGGCGAUGCGGUGGCACCCCGACAAGAAUCCCGGCGACAAGAAGGAGGCCGAGGCCAAGUUCAAGCAAAUCUCCGAAGCCUACGAGGUUCUGAGUGAUCCUCAGAAGCGGUCGGUUUACGAUCAGUAUGGAGAAGAGGGUUUGAAGGGAAUGCCCCCUCCCGGCUCCGCUUCUGGCGGGGAUAUCCAUUUCAACCCUCGAAACGCUGAGGACAUUUUCGCAGAGUUUUUCGGGAGCAGCCCCUUCGGGUUCGGAUCCAUGCGGGCGAAGUCCAUGAGGUACCAACCGGACAGCAAUGGCUUUUUUGGGGGCUUCGGGGGAGGCGAGAGCGUGUUUCGGUCGUACAGCGAGGGGGUCGGAGGGGCUGCCGCAGGCGGCCAGUUGCGGAAAGCACCGGCGGUCGAGAGUAAGCUGGCGUGCAGCCUCGAAGAGCUCUAUACUGGUUCGACGAGGAAGAUGAAGAUCUCAAGGAAUGUCGUAGAUGCCCAUGGGAGAAUGAGAACCGAGUCAGAGAUAUUAACCGUCGAAGUGAAGCCCGGGUGGAAAAAGGGCACAAAAAUCACUUUCCCGUGUAAGGGAAACGAGCAGGCGAACCAACUUCCCGCGGACCUAAUCUUCGUGAUCGACGAGAAACCCCACGAAAUAUACAAAAGGGACGGUAACGAUUUGGUGGUGAAUCAGAAAAUCCUACUAGUCGAAGCACUAACAGGAACGACAAUCGAUUUGUUGACACUCGACGGCCGCGAUUUAUCAAUCCCGGUGAACGAUGUAGUUUGCCCGGGAUACGAGCUUAUAGUUAGGGACGAGGGGAUGCCGAUAGUGAGGGAGCCUGGAAAGAAGGGGAACCUGAGGGUCAAGUUUGAUGUUCAGUUCCCGUCGAGAUUAACUUCCGAGCAAAAGGCGACUCUAAAGCGCGUUUUCGGAGGCUAAUUUGAUGAAGGAUGGUAAUUACUAAACCAUUUUUGAAGCUCGACAAAAUCUCAGAAAUUCAUUUCUUAGAGUUGCGAAUUGUAACUAUAAAUUUUUCGAUUUUACCAUGUAACAAUUGAUUACACUGUGGAUGAUUCUUUCACAUGAAUAGCGAUUUUUGUGUAAAAAAAAUUGCACUGCCA
Ananas comosus (pineapple) is the source of this 1820-nucleotide messenger RNA. RefSeq names its product dnaJ homolog subfamily B member 1-like. The record is from RefSeq and is a predicted model, not a curated record. Gene Ontology annotation, molecular function: protein-folding chaperone binding. The transcript is spliced from 3 exons. NCBI's taxonomy places the organism in Eukaryota, Viridiplantae, Streptophyta, Magnoliopsida, Poales, Bromeliaceae. Gene Ontology annotation, cellular component: cytosol. Bases 631 to 1638 code for a protein of 335 amino acids.